GUUAUUCUGUGAACAAAUCUUGACAAGUAACAAGCUAUGGAAAAAAUUGAGGGAAUUUACAAUGGGCAGUGGUAUGUGGUGUGUGAUUUGAACAAAGCUCUUGAGGAACUGGUCAAAAUUCUCAAUGUCAUGAAAAAAGCUGUUAAAUUUAUUACUGUCCAAGCAGAAGAAGGAAAUUUGUCGAAUGAGGGCCUUGCAAAGAUGGUCAUUACUUUGACUUUUACAAUGACGCGCAUCGAGGAUAAUGCCAACAAACUUGUGCAGUUUAUGCGGCAGUUGAUUCUAACAUUUGACAAAGUCAUUCUUCUGAUGCAUAACAACUUAAAGGCUGAACAUGAAGCUGUCAAAGAUAUGCUGAAUAAGAUUGUACAGCCAUACAACCAUCAACUGAGUGAUACCACCAAACAUCUGGUCAAGAAGAAAAAAACAAAGUCAGAACAUUGUUAAUUCCAGCAUAAGAAUCUGAUUUAAUGUAACUUUUAAACCUAUUUUAGGUUGAAACUUGGGGGCAUCUUUUUGAGUUUGAUGAUUAAAACAAUAUCAUCACAUUUUUAUGAUAAUUUGAAUUAAGUCUCUUUGCCAUGUUAUACAUGUACAUGUGCUGUAGUUCAUUGAAAGUUUGCUUUAAUCUGUAAAAUUUUUGAAGUUUAACACUGUAGGUUUUUGCUAUCAAUUUUUCCUUUGUCAAUAUGAACUACAUGUCUAAAGUUAAUGUUCAUGAUUGAGCUGUGAUUUUGUAACCUUUUUAAUUUUAACUGCCAUGGAUAAAUGAAGAAAUUUUUCAGAAUGCAACAGCUGCAGCAUGGUUACAAAUGGGUGCCUUUGAUGAUUCUUCUGAAAGACAAUACACUAAGAAUAAAUGAUUUUAAACACAUUCCCAAGCCAUUGUGACGGAUGUUCUUUUUGCAAAGUAAGAAAGCCACUUUGAGAAAAGAAUUCUGUUGGAAAAUGACGAAUCAUUUAUACAAUGCAAUUAAGAAGUGGCAAUAGUGUGUAAUAGUAUAUCAGCUGAGGAAGGUUGGUUUGAACAGAGAUUGAAACAAACAAUUUUAGUUGUCAUUGCAGCAGUGGGGAUUAAGUAUUCUUAGUGCUAUUACAUUGUAGCUCAUUAUUUAAAAUAGUAAACUGUCAUCAAGAGAAAAACUGAAGGCUGGACUAGUUCAUACAUACCAAUUAGACAGAUUUGUCUAGCUUAUGGGUGCACAUGCAAAAUUUUGACAUGCAUGUUUUUUUAUUCACACUUGUAUGCAAUUUUUGGUGCGCUUUAUAUGUUUUUUGGUUAACGUAUAUCUGAGGGGUACUGUAAGUUUCUAAAGAAACUGUGCUGCUGCAUCAGUG
Molecule: messenger RNA, 1338 nt
Organism: Stylophora pistillata
Lineage: Eukaryota; Metazoa; Cnidaria; Anthozoa; Scleractinia; Pocilloporidae
Source: RefSeq, a predicted model, not a curated record